CCCCCCUCGGUCCACCCCCUCGUGCCCAGACGCGCUUCUCGCCGUUAUUCUCCCGUGGUAACCGACGAGCGCCACCACCACCUCCGCCUCCGCCGCACCCCGACAAGCUCCACCCGGGCUAGGGUUUGAUCUCCGGUCCCUUCUUCGGAGCAAUGGAGGGCGGAGGCGAGGGCGCAGCGCCGGCCCCAGCGGCGGCGGCGGCGGAGGUGAAAAACCCGAGGUGCUUCAUGGACAUCACCAUCGGCGGCGAGAUGGAGGGGAGGAUCGUCAUAGAGCUGUACGCGUCCGUGGUCCCGCGGACGGCGGAGAAUUUCCGCGCGCUCUGCACCGGCGAGAAGGGCGUCGGCGCCUCCGGCAAGCCGCUUCACUAUAAGGGAUCGUACUUCCAUCGCAUUAUCAAAGGUUUUAUGGUACAAGGUGGAGAUUUUACUGCUGGUGAUGGAACAGGAGGGGAGUCGAUUUAUGGAUCGAAAUUUGAGGACGAGAAUUUUAUUUUAAAGCAUGAGAGGAAGGGAAUAUUAUCUAUGGCUAAUUCUGGCCCCAACACAAAUGGAUCUCAAUUUUUCAUCACUACCACCAGAACACCUCAUUUAGAUGGGAAACAUGUAGUUUUUGCGAGAGUAAUAAAGGGAAUGGGUGUGGUUCGCUCUUGUGAGCACAUUCCUGUAGGAGAAGCCGACCGUCCCACAGUUGAUGCCGUAAUUGCUGAAUGUGGGGAACUUCCUGAAGGUGCAGAUGAUGGAGUUGUGAACUUUUUCAAGGAUGGUGACAUGUAUCCUGACUGGCCAAAUGAUCUCGAUGAGAAGCCUACAGAGGUUUCAUGGUGGAUGGAAGCUGUGGAGUCUGCUAAGGCUUUUGGGAAUGAUAAUUUCAAGAAACAGGAUUAUAAGACGGCCCUGAGGAAGUACAGGAAAGCUCUGCGCUACUUGGAUGUUUGCUGGGAGAAAGAAGAGAUAGAUGAAGAGAAGAGCUCAGCACUGCGGAAGACCAAGUCCAUAAUACUCACGAAUAGCUCUGCAUGCAAAAUGAAGCUGGGAGAUUUGAAGGGUGCUUUGUUGGAUGCAGAUUUUGCGCUACGUGAAACAGAGGGCAAUGCUAAGGCCUUUUUCCGACAAGGACAGGCACACAUAGCACUUAAUGACAUUGAUGCAGCGGUGGAGAGCUUCCAGCAUGCAUUGGACUUGGAGCCGAACGAUGGAGCAAUUAAACGCGAGCUGGCUGCUGCAAAGAAGAAGAUCUCCAACAGGAGAGAUAAGGAGCGCAAGGCGUACGCCAGGAUGUUCCAACCUUAAGGAAAAUCAGAGGAGAACAAGAACGGCUAAGAGAAGGAUUGAUCCGUAGUUUCCUCGCCCCGGCAGAACUUUUGGUAGCUUAUUCUGGGAUACAUACUCGAACUUCCGUGGAAAAGGUCGUCGUCCUAGUUAAUAUGCCGUAAAACAGAACCUCGUGCUCUUCUUCUGUGGCAUAGUUUUGCUGAUGCACACCAAAGGAUGCUUAUGCGUUGGAAAAAAAUUAGAGGAUUAUUUGUGGGGAGGCUGUCUCCCAACAUUUUGAAAAAUACAGGGGAAAAAGUGGUAGUCAAUGCUGCCCUGUGAGAAAACCUGAGACACUGGAACUGAGCAGAGCAUUGCUUCAGAUGUUUGCUGCAGCAAGGCAUGCAUGCCAGAUUGCCAGUAGACUUUUCCUCUUGUUUGGUCCCAUUGUGGUCAAGCCUGGCCGUUGCUACUUUUC
Molecule: messenger RNA, 1731 nt
Organism: Triticum dicoccoides
Lineage: Eukaryota; Viridiplantae; Streptophyta; Magnoliopsida; Poales; Poaceae
Product: peptidyl-prolyl cis-trans isomerase CYP40-like
Exons: 9
Coding region: 153-1292 (379 amino acids)
Biological process (GO): protein peptidyl-prolyl isomerization; protein folding
Cellular component (GO): cytoplasm
Molecular function (GO): peptidyl-prolyl cis-trans isomerase activity; protein binding; cyclosporin A binding
Source: RefSeq, a predicted model, not a curated record